Molecule: messenger RNA, 4610 nt
Organism: Ictalurus punctatus (channel catfish)
Lineage: Eukaryota; Metazoa; Chordata; Actinopteri; Siluriformes; Ictaluridae
Gene: vegfba
Product: vascular endothelial growth factor Ba
Exons: 8
Coding region: 1282-2013 (243 amino acids)
Biological process (GO): induction of positive chemotaxis; vascular endothelial growth factor signaling pathway; positive regulation of endothelial cell proliferation
Cellular component (GO): membrane
Molecular function (GO): vascular endothelial growth factor receptor binding; growth factor activity; heparin binding
Source: RefSeq, a predicted model, not a curated record
UGGGUUAUGGUUGGAAAUGCAUAAACUUACAAGAUCAGAAGCUUGUUUUGUUUUGAAUGCUGAACCGAGCUAUUGAUUGACGCUGUAUUUGAUCAACUCUACAUUGUGUAUUGUGUUUGUGAUGGUUUUAUAAGGCAAUUUCUCGCUUGGAAAAGCAAGGCAGACAAAUAAAAGUCUUCAAACUGAACCGAGAGAGUGGGAGUUAAUUAUUGCUGAGGCGUACGCUGACGGGAGAGGGCAUUACACCUGCACCGGGUUUUGUGAGCAAGGUCUACACUUUGAGAGAGGGAGACGAGGGGGAGACAGAAAAAGUUCGCAACGUGACAGACAGUUCCGCGCAGCCUCGAGUUGCAGCGCGCGCGUUUCUACAGUAGUUCAGCUGCUGAAGGGCAAGCAGGAGGCACGCGACUAGAUCCACCGAGCCGCUAGGCCUGUUCGCUCACAUUUUCAUCCUAUCCGCGACCUUGUCACAUACUAUAGAGCGCAAUAAUAAAAAUAUAAUAAAGAAAUAAAACCAAACGCGUGGCGCGCCUCCGAAGAGACGUCAUCGUAUCACGGUAGAAGAGCAGCGCGUGUAGAUUUCAGUCCCGCGAGAUGCGUCACGGAAAGCGGCUCUUAAAAGCAAACACGCGCUUAAGAGGCAUGGGAACCGUCCUCGCCGCCUUGAAGGAUUUAACCAUUCUGGAUGGAUUUUUUCACCUUGGAAUAGCACACACGGGGGUAUUACAGUAAGCUAUAUAUCCCUUAGUAUUCUAUAUAUAUAUAUAUUAAUCAGACUACCCGGUGGCCUGUAUCUCUGAGGGUUCUUGUAGCGGAAUUUCUAUCUAUCUAAUCUAUCUAUCUGUCUAUAGACUGGCUGUGCAUUCUCUGUGCACUAGCCGGUAAUUGCGUUCUGUGGGAUUAUAACAGCGCACGCGACCUCCUCAGUGUGCACAUUCAUUUGGACUUGCUUCUGAUUACUGACUGGAGGUCGCAGAGACACUGGACUUCUUUCUCUGACAAAGAGCCGCGUGUCGCUUACGGGUAAAUUAGAUCUCCUGUUAGUGUAAGCGGCUAAAGGGUUGAGGGUCCGAAUGGGAAACUUCCCCGGAUCGAUUUUGUGAUGAUCCCGUUGCCUUUUGAAGACGUACAUCAUGCAUUAUCAUGGUCUCGCUUUCUUCAGAGACUCAUUAUAAAAUCGCGAAAGGAGAAAAAGUGACCAGGACUGCAAUCAAGGAACCGAGGAUCCACGCUGUAUAAUUUAGAGAACUAUUUUUGGACCUACUUGGAAAAACGGCAACAAUGGGCACAACGCUACAAGUUAUUCUCGGCAUGUUUCAGUUCGUCUCACUCGCCAGAAUGCCAACACACUGUGCCAAGGCACCGCUAGCUCAGUGGCAGCCCGUACAGACUCACGAUUCAGGACAAGUGAUUAGAUGGAUGGAUGUGUAUCAGAGGAGCGGCUGCCAGCCCAGAGAGACGUUGGUGGAGGUGUGGCAGGAGUUCCCGUGGGAGACUCAUCACCUCUUCCUGCCAUCGUGUGUCUCACUGAGGCGUUGUGGUGGCUGCUGCGGUGACGAGGCCCUUGAAUGCGUGCCCUCGCACACAGAUACGCUCACCAUGGAGCUUAUGAAAACGACAUACAUGAAGCACGAACUGGUGCGGUUACCCUUCGUAGAACAUAGCCAGUGUGAGUGCAGGCCAAAAGCAGAUCUUCAUACAGAGCCAACCAGGCAAGACCCACGGCCGACGAGGAAAGGGAGGAAAAGGGAGCGGGGAAAACCAAAGCGAAAGAAACAUGUCAGGAUAAAACCAACGAUUCCAGCACCUACUCCAUCUGCACCUCCUGCUCCUCCAACUAGCAUCUUCCCUUCUUCCCCCGCCGAAGAGCAAUGCCCGCCCUGCCCCGUGCGCAGAAUGACGUCACAGCCCCCAAAGUGCGAGUGCACAUGCCGUCUAAGGGAGGUGAGCUGCACCAAGAGAAGCAAGAGUCUCAACCAGCAGAGCUGCAGAUGCGAGUCCGUAAGGGUAUAAUGAAAUGACGGGUCCUUCCUUCCCUGGUUACAAGCACUGUAUCUUCAUCCAUCUUUCGAGACGGUGUUUUUAUCGUGGAGUCGUAGAGCAGGAGUCACCUCGACAAGAGUAGCGGAACAUCCUGCCUCCCUGCCACCAACAUUUAGCGCAGUAUUAGAUGCAUGUAUUCAGCUCGGUAUGUGUUUCCCAGUAUUGGUGUGUGUAUACCGUGUAUAUCCAGAUUCUCAUCACUAAGCCCCUGAAGCAUCGUGCUGCAAUGGCUUUGACAGCCAGUCAUGCAUAGCGGGACAAGCACCUAGUGGAGUCACGGGAAAAGUAUGUUGCAUUCAAGUGGAUUGGCUUGUUGUGCUACCUAUAAUAGAGCUAAUAGAUCCAUCACCCCCACUGGUUGGAAAGACUUUGCUCAUAUGACUGAUCUGGAAGCUGGAAUUCACAGUUUUAUUGAUUUUUCAAAUAACAAAGAGGAUGUCAUUUUUUUUAAAGAAAUUUCGCCAGAAACACCCCCUACUCCUCGUCCUCCUCCCAAUGUCCUAAAUUAGAUUGCAGGACAUUCAAUAAUUAGGAUGUUUCCCAUCUGUCCUGGGCAUAUCCAUGUGCUGUGACUGAUAGAGAGACUGGUAUUGAGAUGCGCUGAAUGGAUGGAUGGGCGUCUGUGUGGUCUGAGCAUAGAAUGAUAAGGAUCUGUGUGACAGGCCUGAUUUAUUCUCAGCCUCCAAAAGCCCGUCACGUGGCCUCCAGGACUGUAUCAAUGAGUCUUAUUGUGUUUGUUUGAUUUGCUUUUUUGUCUGCCGCUUUCCUUUGGGAAUAAAUGAGACUUUCCUUCAGGCCAGGCAGUGAGGAGAAUGUCAAUAGUAAAGAAACCUGGCUAUAUUCCACUGCUGAUUGCAGCAAACACACAAACACUCACACACAUACAAAACAAAAUCUCUCUCUCUCUCUCUCUCUCUCUCUCUCUCUCUCUCACACACACACACACACACACACACACACACACACACACACACACACACACACACAACAGGUGAUUAUAAGCUUUUCUUUAAUAAUACUAAGAGAAAAUUUAAAUUUUAUUUCAAAUGUUUAUAUCAUUAUAUUCAGUUGUUAUGUAAGUGUUAGUAAUAAUAUUGUAGCCUUAUGUGGUUCAUUUAUAAAAAGAAAAGAAAAAAGUUGUAAUGGUGCCUUUGUUGUUUUGUGUUUGGUUAAUCUGUCUUAAAGCAUCGGCCUGGGUGGCCUGCAAUGGACACAUUCUCUGCCCCAGCAUGCAUCUAUGUGAGGGUCUGUGUUUAGUUCGAACAAAGGGGCAAGAAUAAAAAAUAAAAAAAAAAGCAGCCCUGUAGCACAGAGGCGCAUCUGUUAAAUCAAUCGAAACAUCAAAUCUCAGCACUGAUAUAAACCAUCUGAGAUGUUUGUUUGUUUGUUAGUUUCAAAAUCUGUGGCAUUCUGCACUGAUUAUAGGGUAUCCAAAAUAUAAUAUAUUUAUUUUUAUAUUGAGUUGCCUUUUAUAUCUAGCUUUUUAAUGUUGCUUUGGGGUAUUUAAUGCCACAUAUCACGUUAACUGUGAGAAUAUUAAUAUCAGAGGAGAUAUAAUUCAGUAUUUUGUCUAGAAUCACGCGUUGGUCAUAGCCAUCUGUGAACGCUCAGGUCUGUGAGUUUGAUAUUAUCUGCGAGAAGUUGUGAAUACAUAGAUAUACACUGUACAUUUAGGUGAAGGUAACAGACCGUGGUUGACAUGAUUAUCCAUAUGUUUGCCACAGUCACUUAACUACCUUGAAGUCUCAUCAUGUAGCAUAUCUGACUGAAAUCCAUGACUUAACCAAGGGAUAUUUUGCAAUAAUAUGAUGAAGAUAGUAAUACAUCUGCAAUAAUGUAAAUAAAAAGAUCCAUGACUUAUAGUUCACUUCACACUAUGGUUAUGGGUAAUUGUUCCAUUUGUGCUGUUUUGUUAUGUCAAGUUUGCUGUCUAAAGAAGACACAGUCCUGUCUUUUGCUCGGUUACAUGUUUGUCUCAACUCAAAUGACUGUAAUAGCUAGGUAAUUUAUUCCAGACAUCAUAUUACACCCACAUACUGUAUGUGUGAGUGUGUGUGUGUGUGUGUGUGUAUAUAUAUAUAUAUAUAUAUAUAUAUAUAUAUAACACCACACUCACUGUACAGUUAUCUAACUUUACUGCUACUAAUUUUAAUGGAAAUAUAAUACGCAAAAAUACACACUACGUAUACUAUAUAUGAAUGUACCAAUUCUCUUCAGUGUUAGCGUGCACCUUGAAUCAUGUACAGGAGAUUUCGUCUGCAUUCCAACUGUUGUGUGAAUUACGGCUAUGAACGAUACGACGCUCUCUAAGCUAUAGUUUAUAUUCUGUGUAAUCUAUAUUUGUAUAAUGGUAACAAUCAAUAGUCUUACUGCUGCUACACCAUUUAUGCCCUAUUCCUCUGUUUGUGAACAAGUAUAAAUCACUCAAUUUGUCUUACAAUGUACUGAGGGGCAAACCACGUGUCUACAAUGCGUAUAUACUAAGUUGACAUGCAUUCAGUAGCCCUCCAGCAACAGCCAUAAUGUAAUGUUCAGUAUACUGUAUUAUUAAAGUGAAAUGUCCUAUU